Molecule: messenger RNA, 2986 nt
Organism: Spea bombifrons (plains spadefoot toad)
Lineage: Eukaryota; Metazoa; Chordata; Amphibia; Anura; Pelobatidae
Gene: FGD3
Product: FYVE, RhoGEF and PH domain containing 3
Exons: 19
Biological process (GO): filopodium assembly; cytoskeleton organization
Cellular component (GO): cytoplasm
Molecular function (GO): metal ion binding; guanyl-nucleotide exchange factor activity
Source: RefSeq, a predicted model, not a curated record
AGGCGACCUUCAAAUGACCUAGAGAAUACCCCCCCCCGCUGCGGAUUUACCCCCUGGAUUUUAUCGGAGAGGGAGAUAUACCCGGUUCCCGAAGGGGCAGAUGGUCGGCUGGUUGGCGUCCGGCGGGCCGUGUCGGGUUUCUGUUCAGCGUCUUUUCAGCCGAAAUGCCGCGUUGACGGGGGUCCGCGUGGGAAGCUGCAGCCGGCCGACCCAGUAAAAUGCAUCCAGCAAACUGGGAGGAAAUGGAAAUGCAGAGCGGUCCCAGCGAGAAGUCCGGCUGCAGGAAAACCGCAAGUACCCCCUAAACCAGAUCACCUGAAAGCUGGAUUCCCGGAAAGGACCAGACAGCGGAUUCCUCCAGCGCCAUCCAGACCCCUGCCCUCCGUCCCCAAACCCCCCCGACGUCCCGGGGCCCGGGAGCAGAACAGGCCGCCGGACAUCAGCAUCCUCAUCGAGAAGUUCGAAAGUUUCAGGCAACCGGUCCAACCCGCGAAGAAACAACGUAUCAAUAUUAAUAUGGAAUUAGGAUCAAAAUCCUCGAAAUGUCCUCGUCUGUCCUGCAAAGACUCGGCCGCAGAGAUCGCAAGCGAGGAGCGGACGGCGCCGGAGGAUAACGAAGCCGCCAACUGCGAGGCUCUGAAAUUCAAAGGACUGAAUAUCGCCGACGGCAACGGGGAGAAUCCCGACGGGAUCCUCGAAGACGAGCCCCGGAGAGAUAACGGCAACGAAGACUCAACCAUGGACCCCAACGACAACGGCAAAAUUCCCAACCGAGACAGCGGGAUCGACAGCCCCUCGUGCAGCGUGGUGGGGGAGGUGUUUUCUAGCGACGACAUUGCGGACCCCAAAAAACUUACUUUGCCCGUCAACGCCAUGGAGACGGGGAAGGACAGAAAGGAUCAGGCUUCGUCUGUGGACCGAAAGCAGGACUUUCUUCAAGAAGAAGACAGCGACAUGGAUGAAGGAAGCAGCGAGGAGCACGACUCCAUCGACGCGCUCAAGACGGACCCCGUCGAUUCUGUGAAGUGUACGGAGCCUCAGAAGCUGUUUAAUAUCGCCAGCGAGCUGCUUCAUACGGAGGAGGCGUACGUUAAGCGGCUGCAUCUGCUCGACCAGGUUUUCUGCACUAAGCUGGUUUCGGCCGGAAUUCCAACCGACGUAACGAACGGAAUUUUCUCCAAUAUUUCCUCCAUCUAUUGUUUUCACGGUCAGUUUCUGCUGCCGGAGCUGAAGACGCGAAUAACGCAGGAAUGGGACUCCAAUCCGCGGAUAGGCGACAUCCUCCAGAAACUCGCUCCUUUCCUGAAGAUGUACGGCGAAUAUAUAAAGAAUUUCGAUAAAGCCAUGGAGAUGGUGAACGCCUGGACCCAGCGGUCGGCCAUCUUUAAAGACGUCGUUCACACCAUCCAGAGGGACGACGUGUGCGGGAACCUGACGCUGCAGCAUCACAUGCUCGAGCCGGUGCAGAGGAUCCCGCGCUACGAGUUGUUGCUGAAAGAUUAUCUGAAGACGCUGCCGGGGGACGCGCCGGACAGGAAGGAUUCAGAGAAGUCCCUGGAGCUGAUCUCCACCGCCGCCGACCAUUCCAACGCAGCCAUUCGGAAGAUGGAAAAGAUGCACAAACUCCUGGAGGUUUACGAGCGUCUCGGGGGGGAGGAGAACAUCGUGAAUCCGGCCAACGAAUUCAUUAAAGAAGGACAUAUCCAGAAAUUAUCUGCCAAGAACGGGACCACCCAGGACCGCUACCUCUACCUGUUUAAUUGUAUGCUGCUUUACUGCGUCCCCAAACUGCGGCUGAUGGGGCAGAAGUUCAGCGUGCGCGAGAAAAUCGAUGUCGCCGGACUUCAGGUCCAGGAAAUUGUGAAGCCGAACGCAUCUCAUACGUUUCUAAUAAUAGGGAAGAAGCGGUCGCUGGAACUCCAGGCCAGGACGGAGGAGGAGCGGAGGGACUGGAUUCAGGUCAUUCAGGCGACGAUCGAAAAGCACAAACAGAACAGCGAGACGUUCAAGGCGUUUAACAGCUCGUUUUCCCGGGAGGAGGAACACUGUCCCGAUUCUCCCAUACCGGCGAGCGGCGCUCAGUCCGAUUCUACCCCGGGGUCUGACGGCUGCGGCUCUCCAGGAGGGCCGGACUACUUCAGAAAAUCUAAAAUAAAGAACUGUAAAGGCUGCGGAGAGAGCUUUAACUCCAUCACCAAGCGGAGGCAUCACUGCAAGCAGUGCUCGGCGGUGAUUUGUGCGAAAUGCUCCGAAUUUAAGCUUCUCCCAGAAAACGGGAGGCAUCACAGAGUCUGUAAGGAGUGUUUCCCGCUGUCCGCGGCCGGCCCCUUCUCUCCGGGGGGAGCAGAUCCUGCCGGAGAAAUAAAGAAGAAAACCAAUUUCGAGACGAGAAAUUCAUUGUCUCCGGAGAACAGCGUUUUCUGCAGUAACCUCCUUUUUCUGGAGAAGGGGAAGACCUGGAGCAGGGUCUGGGUCUGUAUACCCAAGGCUGAGCCUCUUGUGCUGUAUCUUCAGCUCUGCGGUCAGGACGGGAAAUCCCCCCGCGCCAUACCGCUGCCCGGAUACGAAGUGAGUUUAGCCGGCGCCGCCGACAAGCUGGACCUAAAGCACGCGUUCAAGCUGAGCCAGUCCCAGCAGACGCUGUUCUUCGGCGCGGAGGACGAGGAGUUACUCGGCAAAUGGAAAGGAAUUCUCAGCCGGGCCUCCAAGGGAGAGGUUUGGGAUGAAACGGACGAGCCGGACGAGGCGUAGGAGCCGCUUUCCGAUCUUCUUACAACGCGUCCUCCAAACGGCGGCUCCGGAGCCCCAUCGCGUAGCUUGCUGUACGUUCUUGUGUUGGCCGACCCGGGGCGCUGCGGACCCUCGGGGGCCGUUUUCCGUGCCGUUUGUCCCGUCAGGAUGUCGUAUUUCCUUGAAUGGGUCGAUCCGUUAGAUGUCGCGCUCUACGGCUCCGCUAGUUUUGUAUAUAAGUUUAUUUAAAAAGAGC